Messenger RNA from Helianthus annuus (common sunflower), 929 nucleotides. RefSeq names its product acidic leucine-rich nuclear phosphoprotein 32-related protein-like. The coding region runs from base 142 to 684 and encodes 180 amino acids. The transcript is spliced from 2 exons. The record is from RefSeq and is a predicted model, not a curated record. NCBI's taxonomy places the organism in Eukaryota, Viridiplantae, Streptophyta, Magnoliopsida, Asterales, Asteraceae.
UACUCUGCAGAACGAAAAACCGCCUCUAUUCUUCUCUCUCUCUCUCUCUCUCUCUCUCUCUCUCUCUCUCUCUCUCUCCUCUCAACUUCGUAACUCAAUUCCGAAAUUCUUCAAUUUUGAUUCCGAUUUUCGUUCGAAAACAUGUUAAUCGGAGAAGAGGAAGUUGAAUUUGAAGAAACUGUUGUUGAUGAUGUUGAAGAAGUUGAAGAAGAUGACGGAGAAGAUGAUGAAGAUGAAGAUGAGGAGGAAGAGGAUGAUGAUGAUGUGCAGGAGGUUGUUCCGGAAUCAGGCGGUGCUUCACACGCGCUUCCGGUAGAUGACGGUGAGGAUGAUGAUGAAGAAGAAGAUGAGGAUGAUGACGGUGACGGUGACGGUGAAGAUGACGGUGAUGAUAGCGAUGAUGAUGACGACGAUGAGGAGGAAGAAGACGGUGAAGAUGAUGAGGAGGACCCACCGACAGAGUACUUGGUUCGACCUGUGGCUAACCCUGAAGACGAGGAGGAAACUAGUGAUUUUGAGCCAGAGGAGAACGGUGCUGAUGAGUCCGAAGAAGAAGAGGAUGAAGAAGACGAUGGUAAGGUUGAAGCCCCACCGAAGAGAAAACGAUCCAAGAAAGAUGACGAUGAUGAUGACGACGACGGUGACGACGAUGAUGAUGAUGAUCAGAGACCGUCUAAGAGAUAGUGGCUCCCAUUUCCCGGGCUGUCUCACUCAAGCAUUUUAUAUGCUAUCUACAACUCAGUUACUAUUAGGUCUUAAAAUAAGGUAUUAAGAAUCUAGUUUUGUAUAAGAUUGAACAUUUAGAACUUUUGAUUUGUAAUCUUGGUAUCUAGGUUGAUGUUCUUUACUCUUUGAUCUGUACUCUUGGAUAUUUUUGGUUACUUCUGUUAACCUAUAACUAUCGAAUGUCAAAAUGGUUGUUCAUACUU